Molecule: messenger RNA, 348 nt
Organism: Soboliphyme baturini
Lineage: Eukaryota; Metazoa; Nematoda; Enoplea; Dioctophymatida; Soboliphymatidae
Source: the annotation of a GenBank genome assembly
AUGUUCACUGGUAUGCUUUUUUGUAUUUUAGCGUUGUAUGGUUUCGAUUCAAAUCACAAGAUAACGAGUUUUGAGGAGGCAAAACGUCUGGAUCAGAUCAACGAACGCAUGCCGCCGUCGAGGGACGUCGAAAACAAUAACCAGGCGGCAGCGUUGUCUUCGACUUACGGUUCUCGCGGCAGCGAUUCAGCAGUAGUGGCAUCAUCCAUGGCGACUGCGGCCAGAAAUUCCAGGUCCACCUCGUCGACGGCUGUCCCCACUUCCAGUGCGAAAGAGCAGCCGGCGCCAACAGCAGCGCAGGCGAAGGCCACCGACUCGAAUCCUCGUCCCUCCCCUACAAAAUUCUAA